UCUAUCAUUAUUAAUUAGUACUAGCUAGCUAGUAGUACUAACUAGCACUAGUAAUGGGAGAUAACAAUGUUAACCUACCACCUGGUUUUCGGUUUUAUCCCACAGAUGAAGAGCUUGUAGUUCAUUUUCUUCAUCGUAAGGCAACUCUCUUACCAUGCCACCCGGACAUUAUUCCCGAUCUUGAUCUUUAUCCUCAUGAUCCAUGGGAACUUAAUGGCAAAGCUUUGGUUGAAGGUAACAAGUGGUACUUCUAUAGUAGGAGGACACAAAAUAGUAAUAGGAUUACGAGUAAUGGUUAUUGGAAGCCGAUGGGCAUUGAGGAACCGGUGAUGAAUAGCAAUGGCAAGAAGGUUGGAAUCAAGAAACAUCUCGUCUUUUACGUCGGGGAAGCUCCGUCCAGCGUCAAGACUAAUUGGAUAAUGCAUGAAUAUCGUCUCUCAGAUACUGGUUCCUCUAGUAGAUCAUCCAAAAGAAGUGGGCAUCCAAAAAUGGACUAUAGUAAAUGGGUAAUAUGCCGAGUUUACGAGCGAGAUGAAGAUGAUGAUGGGACACAGCUCUCAUUCUUGGACGAAGUUUACUUAUCAUUGGAUGAUCUUGAUGAGAUUAGUUUGCCAAAUUAAGAUCCCAUAACUUUGAUGCAAGUGGUCUGUUAUAAAGCUUAAUUUGUCCAAAUGUACAAUUCUUCAUAUUGCUAAUUGGUAAAAUGAUGUAGCUAAAAUUGCUAAAUACCAUUUGCACUACCAUU
Messenger RNA from Quercus lobata, 745 nucleotides. Its product is annotated as NAC domain-containing protein 104-like. NCBI's taxonomy places the organism in Eukaryota, Viridiplantae, Streptophyta, Magnoliopsida, Fagales, Fagaceae. Gene Ontology annotation, biological process: regulation of DNA-templated transcription; system development. The record is from RefSeq and is a predicted model, not a curated record. Gene Ontology annotation, molecular function: DNA binding. The coding region runs from base 54 to 620 and encodes 188 amino acids. The transcript has 3 exons.